CUGGCUUCGUAAUAUGACACGUUUUGCAAUUAAAUAUGUAUCUUUUUUUAAAUACACGAAUUAUAAUAAAAUAAGUUAUUGACUUUUUUAUUAACAUAAUUAUUUUUAGAAUUAUUAAUAGCAGUAGCAGAAUCGGACGCCUCGAGUUUCCGAAAACUGCCGAGUUUAUACGAAAGUUUAUUUACAGCUUUAGCCACGGCGGUGAAGGGGUUAAAGACUCUAAUCUAAAACAAACAGCAUUAUUCCCUGAAAGAUCUUUUAUCAGAUAUAAAGUUAAGCAGGAAGAGAGUCGGCUCUUCAGUAACCGAGUCACUCAACACUGUAAUCUGAAACAAACCUUAUUUCUAAUAAAUCCUUUAAUCUUUAAAUACUUUAUCCUUGUCAGUGCGCUGGACUGCACGUGAACAUAUGCUUUUCACGUGGUCAUGUGAUGAUCUGACUAUGUGAUGAUGUGGAAAUAAAACCCACCAUAUGUGGAAAAUCCAUGACCUGAAGUUGAGGUGUUUUCUGUAGUGUAGUUUUUUCUCAUUUCUCAGACACUGAUGGACCAAUGAGAGCCGAGGACGUGGACACAGAGAGGAUUAGACCUGACCCACCGCAGGGAUAGCAGUGUUAAUACUGGGGUCAAAUUUUCUGGGAGGUAAGACCGGUUCCUGAAAUCAGGCCUGGGCGUUAAUCUUGUUUUAGGAGCUGCCUGUGGUUGCCAUGGAGACGAGUUCAACACUCCACACACUCCAGACAGAGUGGAUCAGUCCUGUCUCACACACACACACACACACACGGAGCGUCUCUCUGAUUUAUCCCGGGAUAAGUACAGUGUGAACUCUCCGCAGGAUGUCUGAAGGAGGUGGAGAGGAGACCGCGAAGACGACGACACUGACAACGACGAUGAAGAUGAAAAGGAGUGCAGUGGCUGAAGGACGCCUGGAGGUUCUGCAGAUCUACAAGCUCCUGCAGUUGGUGCGAGAGGAAAAUAAAGCUGAGGUGGAGAAGAUGGUGCGCCUGGGCGUGCCAAACCUGAUCAACCUGACCGAACCCGGCGAGGGAAGCGGCGUCCUUCACCUGACCUCCGUCUCCAACAACCUGGACAUGGCGGAGUUCCUCCUGACACUGGGAGCUCAGCCUGAUGUCCAGGAUAAGAGAGGAUGCACUCCGGCGAUACUCGCCGCAGAACUCGGCCACGACGCCAUGCUGAAUCUCCUGGCGUGCAGUCAGGCUGACAUGAAGCUGCUGGACACCGAGGGGAGAGGAGUGCUGUUUUAUUGCAUCUCUCCAUCCCAGAGGCACACACGCUGCCUGCAGGUGGCGCUCAACAGCAAAGCCGACGUCAACAACGUGUCCAACGUUGGGAAACCGGUGUUCCUACUCGCCUGCGAAAACGCCAGCGAGUGUGAGAACAUCUGCAUCAGGAUGUUAGAGGGCGGAGCCGAUCCUAACACCGCAGAUCAGGUGACAGGACGGACAGCUCUGAUGGAGGCAGCGAGAAACGGCUCAGUGGUGUUAGUGAGACUCAUCCUGCAGAGAGGAGGAAACCCCAACAGUCUGGAUAAACAGCAACAGAGCGCAGCUCAGCUCGCAGCAGCCGGAGGAUUCUUCCAGGUGUUGUGUGUGUUGUCGGCGUUCCGGGCCGAUUGGAGUUCAGUGUGUGUGGAGGGAAACUCGCCUCUGCAUGCGGCUGCAGCUGGAGGUCACGCUGAGUGCUGCAGGUUUCUGGCACAGAGAGGAUGCAACCCAAACCUGAAAAACAGGGUUGGUUUGGUUCCCCGUCAGCUCGCUAAAGCACAUGGCCACAAGGCGGCGAUGAAGGAGCUGCAGAAGGCAGAGCGAGCAUUUACAAAGUUCUCCAAACCCGGCGUGAUUAAUCCAAACCAGCUCUGGGCUCUCACGCUGCACGAUUGGUCAAAUGAACAUGAAGAAGCUCUGAGGAACACCUUCCAACUGGCCGGGGAGAGUGACGCUCCUGUGGAGAAAGUCUCGAGGGAGAAGUUUGCGGAUGUUCUGCAGGAACAUCAUGCUCCUGUGGACCAGGAACAUCUGCAGAAGAUCAUCGCGGACCAUGACAAGAAGCAUGACGGCAUGAUUAGCAUCGGCGACUUCUUCAAGGGCCUGCAGUAUCUUCAGAAAGCGUUCGUGUUAUCGUCCUACGAGCCCAAGACAAAGAAGAAAGGUGGGAAAGGUGGAAAGGGCAGGAAAGGGAAUAGGAAGAAAGGGAAGUCUGUGGUUCCUCUGCCCAUCUGCACCCUUCCUCCUGACAUCAUGGAGAAAAGACCAGACGGCAGGCCGCAAUUCAUGAUCGAGAGUUAUCAGCCGUUCACCGAUACCAAGCGAUUCGACCGCGACCGUCCGCCUGCUCACCCCGUGGAGGAUGACUCAGCCUGGUACGUGGACGAGCCGCAGAAGAUCUACAUCAACAUCAACCGCUGCGUCCGGACCGGAGACUUCGAGUCUCUGUGUUUAGCUUUCAGCCAGCGUCUCCCCCUGGACAUCAGAGACCGCUUCUACAAAACACCGCUCAUGGCAGCAUGCAGCAGCGGCAACUACGGCAUGGCUGAGUUCCUCAUCACACUAGGGGCAGAUGUGAAUGCAUGUGAUCAGUUUAAGUGGACUCCUCUCCAUCAUGCGUGUCACGCUGGACAGCAGGACAUUGUGGAGCUGUUAGUGAGACAUGGUGCAGUGGUGGAUGCUGUGGCACUAAACGGAGCCACGCCCCUGAUGAAGGCCAUCCAGAGCUGCAGACUCUCCUGUGUACAACAACUCAUCACAUCCAAUGCUAAUGUACAGGCCACCAACAACAAGGGACAGAGCUGUCUGGACCUCGCCCGUGUGUACGGAGAUCAGAGAAUCGUCCAUUUAGUUACAACCAAAUUCAGCACUCUUCCAAAGAGCAGAGACAAGAAAAAAGGAAAAGGAGGAAAAGUGAGAGCAGAACCUCAGAAAGCAGCACCUCCUACAGGAGAGAAGGAGAAACUGACAGAGAUAACGGCUGAAGCUAUUCUUCCAGACCUGAAGAAGAAAAGAGUGAAUCUGAAGGAACACAUCAUAACCGUGAAUCAGAACAUCACCAUCACCUCCAACACACACAACAUUCACUUUAUACCGAAAACUGUGUGGGGGAGGAGGUUAGUGUCCUCAGCUCAGCAUGUGGAGCGGAGAGUGGACAGGAGGAAUCGUCUUUCAUAUGAAGUGGACUUCAGGGACUUUGUGAUGCCAUUUAAUAAAAACCUGAUGAGGAAGCUGAGAGAAGUGGGCAUGGCUGAGGAAGAGUAG
Molecule: messenger RNA, 3267 nt
Organism: Hemibagrus wyckioides
Lineage: Eukaryota; Metazoa; Chordata; Actinopteri; Siluriformes; Bagridae
Gene: ankef1b
Product: ankyrin repeat and EF-hand domain containing 1b
Exons: 10
Coding region: 835-3267 (810 amino acids)
Molecular function (GO): protein binding; calcium ion binding
Source: RefSeq, a predicted model, not a curated record